Molecule: messenger RNA, 1772 nt
Organism: Uranotaenia lowii
Lineage: Eukaryota; Metazoa; Arthropoda; Insecta; Diptera; Culicidae
Exons: 2
Coding region: 180-1436 (418 amino acids)
Molecular function (GO): nucleic acid binding; zinc ion binding
Source: RefSeq, a predicted model, not a curated record
UGAAACCGAUGCAUCUAGAAAACCAAGUCUACAAAAGUAAUAUUAAGGUCGCUGCCCUAUAACAGAUACUCCUGAAGUUUACUAGCGUUUCUAGGAAGGAGAUGCUUCAUAGCUCUAAUUCUAAUUCCUUUUCCGCUUAUUAACUUCAAAAAACUAGAUUUUGAAAAAAAUCGUUGAAAAUGUCAUCUGCCGGAAAAUAUGUUCGGGCCCCUAAAUCCAACAGCGAUCUCGAAGAAUUCGGCAAAAUGUAUGGCGAGUGGUCGUCAGAUGACAUGGAGUUUGAAGAACGUCAAAUUGCAUUACAUGAGAAACGUGAAUAUAAAAAAAGUGAAAACCAGGAAUACAUCCAGAAGAUAGAAAAACUGCAGAAUACUAUAGACAAAUUAGUUAACGAGAUGAACACUUAUCGCUCUCGUGAAGCUGACCAGUCGGUCAGAAGUUCUGCGCUUUCUGAUGAAGAUCAAAGCUGGAACAAUGCGAAGGUCAAUCCAGGUUCAUCAGCAAUCUCUGAUGGUAUUCGAUGGGAAAAUAUAAAACCUUUCCCAAACGAUGUUCCGGCAUACGCUAUGUGGGACCAAUGGAACAGGUUUAUCGAUCGGUUUGAGAUCGCUACUUCCUUGGCAAAUGUGACGGACCCUGUCAAGCGCGCUCAGACAUUGUUCCUUUCGAUGGGAGAGAAACUCCAAGGAAUUACCAGGGCCGCGAGACUUCGCCCAAGUCUGACCGAACCAAACUGCUACAACUUAUUUGUCAAAAACAUCGAAAAAUAUCUGCAAUCAAUGGUCGACGUAACGGCGGAACAUGAAAUGUUUUCCAAUCUCAAACAAGGCAUUGAUGAGCCAACUAUUGCCUUCCAUGCACGUCUUUUGGAAAAAGUGCGUCUCUGUCGUUUCAGUCAAACGGAUCAGGAUCGAUUCAUUCGAAUGCAACUACUUAAAGGAAUGCGUAACCGUGAGGUGGCAAAGGCGGCCAGAAUUUUUGGCUAUGAGACGACAUUUAUUGUACAGUCUGCGACUCGAGAAGAGGCAUACAUUCCGAAACUGUCACGAGUAGCUGAAUCCAGCAGAGCAUUCAUGGUGUCGCGAGAACGGAAUCGGUUUAGCGGAAAUGAACAUCUGCCAAAACGCCGAAAUAAUGAUGCGGGCUGGAAUAACCCAAAAAGGUAUCGACAAGAAAGUGAGAACCAUUUUUCCGGAGAAGGAAAACGUUUUCGCUGCAAUAAGUGUAACCGUUUGUUCCACAAAUCUGGAACUUGUCCGGCAACUUAUGAGGAGUGUCGUACUUGUGGAAUUCGUGGACAUUACGCGGCAACGUGCAGGGAAAGAAAUGCCACAUACAUUCAGAAAAGGCAAAGCUCCAUUAAGGACAGAUCGGGUGAAAAAGUUAAUCAUAGGUUCAUCGGAGCCAAUUUGUUUCAUACACGCAAAAGAAAUUAGAGAUUAAUUUGCCGGAAUUUUUCACUUAGACUCAACUUAUGCUGUUCCCAUUGAAUCUACUUGUGUCCUUUAGACUAUAUUUUACUUCCCUAUAACUUAUUAAUUUCACGUAAAAUCUAAGUGAACGCACACACCCUUAUUUUUAGUUUUUUUUUUCAAUCACGAAAGUAAACAUUCAAUCCUUUCGUGGGGAAGUCCUCAUACACUCAAAAGAAAAGCAUAGUAAAAUUACUAAAUCCGUGGUUUAAAUGAACAACACGCAACCAUAUUUUUGAGUCAAUAAUGUUUUGUUUUUGAAAUUACUACGCGCAUUGUAAUUUUACUAUGUGUUAAUUU